UUGUGUGCACGCGCAGCGCACUCCCGUGUCGCUCGCAGUGACUCAGUGGAAGGGUUUACGUUAAACAGUUCUCUCCGGAUCCAAGCGUCACCUCAACGGCCAAAACAUGUCCAAACUGGAGCAGAUCCUCAUCCUAGACCCUCCCGCAGACCUGAGGUUCAGAGGUCCUUUCACAGAUGUGGUCACUGCCAACCUGAAGCUGAAGAAUCCAUCAGAGAAGAAAGUGUGUUUUAAAGUGAAGACCACAGCGCCGCGCAGGUACUGCGUCCGGCCGAACAGCGGCAUCAUCGACCCCGGGGCCACGGUCAUCAUCUCAGUUAUGCUGCAGCCGUUUGAGUACGACCCGAACGAGAAGAGCAAACACAAGUUCAUGGUUCAGACCAUCUUCGCCCCCGCAGCCGCUACAGACAUAGAAGCUGUGUGGAAAGAUGUGAAACCCGAUGAUCUCAUGGAUUCCAAACUCAGAUGUGUCUUUGAGCUUCCGUCUGAAAACGAUAAAGUGAGUCCUCAGAAGAGAAACCUGCUCCAAUGUUUCCGUGCCGCUCCGGGCAGCUUUAGAACGACAGGGUCAAAGGUCAAGGCGUGCAGGCCUGCAGUGGUCAGAGAGGGUCAGAGCAGAGAGCAGGAAAGAGACAUCAGUAGGAGCGACGUUGAGUCUAAACCAGCGCCGGUUCUGAACUCCUCUAAAGCAGACGGGCCGGUGUCAGUGAACGACUCGGAGAAGAAGAAGAUGAUGGAGGAGUGCAAGCGCUUGCAGACGGAGGUCAGCAAGCUCAACGAUGAGAAUCGCCAGCUCAAGGACGAGGGUCUGAGGCUGAGGAGGUCCCAGCGCAGUGAGCACCUCACGAGUAACUCCAGCUCUGCUCUGGGUCUGGAGUCCAGGGCCGGCUCUCUUCCCUCGCUGCUGGUGGUCAUCGCUGCCAUCUUCAUCGGGUUCUUCCUCGGCAAGUUCAUCCUGUAGAGUCAGAGACCCCCGUCUCUCUUUGUUUGGGUUCAUUUGCUGUUUUCUGUUGAGGGCCAGACGGAUGUUAGAGCCAUGAACUGCUUCUGAAAGUCUUCCCCUCAAACGCGUUUCGUUUCACUCAAACUUGAUGGAAAGUGUAAAUGUGGUUUUAAUGGUUCGUCCAGACGAAGGAAGAGCUUCGGACCUUCACCAGAGACACAGGUGCCUCCUCCUGUACAUUCGUUCUGUUCCUAACAACUCCAACGCAGACUGUUUUAUUACUGUAAUUAUCAUUUAUUAAUUAUAUUAUUAAUGUACUUUCUGUCAAAGCAGCAUUUAUCCACACUUUAGUGUCUCAUACUAGAUGACAUUGAAGAAAUAAAAGAAAAAACCUGAA
Molecule: messenger RNA, 1340 nt
Organism: Carassius carassius (crucian carp)
Lineage: Eukaryota; Metazoa; Chordata; Actinopteri; Cypriniformes; Cyprinidae
Product: vesicle-associated membrane protein-associated protein A-like
Exons: 7
Coding region: 107-961 (284 amino acids)
Biological process (GO): neuron projection development
Cellular component (GO): plasma membrane; endoplasmic reticulum membrane
Molecular function (GO): FFAT motif binding
Source: RefSeq, a predicted model, not a curated record